Messenger RNA from Punica granatum (pomegranate), 2884 nucleotides. NCBI's taxonomy places the organism in Eukaryota, Viridiplantae, Streptophyta, Magnoliopsida, Myrtales, Lythraceae. The record is from RefSeq and is a predicted model, not a curated record.
AUUUGUAUAAUUUUUUUUUUUAAAAGACCCCAGACAACAUGCCCGAUCCUCGUUUUCCUUGCCCUUGCCUCAAUCCAAUCGGAGGGUAACAGUGUAUGAGCGGAAAAGUUAUGCUAUUAACGGAAAAAAAAGGAAAGAAAUCACCUCACCACCUGUUCUCUCUCUCUCUCUACUCUCUCUGUGGGCGGCGCUCUUGUCUGCGGUCGGGGUUAGGGUUUCCCUUUCCCGCGGAUUCUCCAGCUCCAUGCAGCAACGGACUUGGGCCGAAUGGAAUUAGAACUAUUGGGCUGGGCCGACCUCAAUUCUUUCGAUCAAGUAACCGACCCUUGCUCCCUUCCCCUUCGCCCACAGCCCCACUCCAGCUCCUCUCUUCCCCGUCGGCGGCUCCUCCCGGUCGGCGGUACUCACCGUCGCCGCCUCUUGCCCGUCUCAGUCAUUCGCCGCCUCCUGGCCAAGGCCGACUCCUGCCCCUCUCCUACUCCUGCCCAUAUAGGUUUUUAGCUCAGCCUCGGAAGAUGACGGAACACGAUGAAGCCACCGGAAUUACAGAAGAUAGCUUUGAACCGGUAUAUACUCGUCGGAAGAGGAAGAAGCAGUCCUGUGCAGACACCAGUGAGUUUGAUGAUCUCGAUGCCGGGGACUCUAGGCUCAUGAAGAGGAUUGAGCUCGCUUUGACGAGGCCGUCGUAUCUCUUGUGUCGAGGAUCGAAGGACGUACGGACGGAGAACUGGCAGAGGUUAUGGUUUCUCCUGCAUCGCCUUGUCAGGCAGCAGAACUGGGCUGAAGCGAGUGGCGUCUUGAGCGUCUUGCUGAAGGCGACGUCUAGGGAUCGCUCUCCUGAUAACAAUCGAAUUAAGUAUUCGGUGCUAAUGGAGAUCCUCGAUCAUGUAGCAGGUGAUAGGUUUAAUUUCACGAGGAUCAAGCACAUCUUUGACGUUUGGAUGAGGAGAAUUGGAUCAAGGAGAAAAUGCUCGAUACAGGAUAGACUUGCAGUUCAUUUGGAGUUCAUCCUCUUCUGCUUAAUCCAUGGAAAUAUUUCUGAAGCACAUCAAGCUUCUAUACCAAUCACCCAAGAAAGUGAAAUGGAGAGCUACCCAAUGGCAAAUGUGGUAGUAGGUCUAGUAAACUAUCAAUUGUGGUAUUCCAGUAUUCCAAAGUCAAUGCAGCGGAUAGAUGUGGAGCAACUUCACUCCACUCUGCAGAUGGUUAUGGUGGAUGAAAGGUUUGGAAGUCUAGCAGGGAACACGGAGGGCCAUACUGCAUUGUACAGUCGCGAGGCUAAUUCCCAUUUUCAAUAUGAUUCUGACUCAUCAGUCAUGAUGGAUAAGAGAUUAUCAAGGCAUUCUCUGAGUGGGAGACUGAGCGAAGAUAUGGGAAAGGUUGAAGAUUUGAAUGAGGAGCCGCAACUGCACAAUGCCCAGUCACAUGGCUUUUAUAUCAACUCUACUGAGAGUGAAGGCUCACUCUCCAAUGAUGCCAAGAAUGCGCAUCGUGCUUCCGUCUUGCCCAAUCUUGGGGCCUUGGAUCCAUGUGUUUUUCCUAUACGAUUGCCACAAAAUAUAGAAGACAUUGAGGAAUUAAUUGAGUUGCACAGAGGGAUUCUUAAUGAUUACUACAAGGAUGCAGUUAAGUAUCUGCAACUUGCUCUCAACUCAUCACCUCCAGGGUCAGAUGCUCUUCUUCCUUUAAUACAGUUGCUCCUGAUUGGUGGUCAAGUUAAUGAGGCGUUCAACGUGCUUGAGAAUGUUUGUGAGAAGUCAGAGACUGCAUUUCCCUUCAGAUUGAGAGCAAUUCUUUUGGAGCAUCUUGACGGUAGAAACUAUGCCCUGCUUUCAUCCGGUUAUGAGCAUAUAUUGAAGAAGGAUCCAACUUGUCGCCACUCAAUCUCAAGACUUGUCAGCAUGCAUCAACUUGGAAAAUAUAGUGUUGAAUCCCUGGUGGAAAUGAUAGCUCUGCAUUUGGAUGCUACAAAUGUUGAACAUAGUAUAUGGCAAGAAUUAGCUAUGUGUUUUCUUAAACUUACCCAGCAGGAAGAAGAUUGCCUCUCUGUGUGCCUGAAUGGAGGAGAAUCUGGGCCCCAACAACGUUAUUCAGAUCGUAUGAUUGUUAUCCCGAAGAUCUUUACUGUGGGGAACUCGGGAAAAGCUUGGAGGUUUCGCUGCAGGUGGUGGAUAAGACGUUACUUCAGCGGUAGUAUCCUCAAGUCUGACAUUGCAACUGGUGAUCGGCAGCUUCUGACAAACAAGGCAGCAUGUGCUGCACACAUGUAUGGGCAACAAUUUGAAUAUGUCUCAAGGACUUCUGAUGUUCUAGAUCAGAAAGAGGACAGGGAAGUGUCCUUGUUCUUGCAGCAGCACAAGCAAAAUUCUCUUGGACUUCACUUGUACUUUCAACAAAAUCCUAAAGCAAGGUAGAAGCUUGACUCACCAAGUGAUGAAAUCCAGCCCUUGCGCCUGCACGAAGGGAGCUAAAGAGAGAAGACAAAUUCCCAAAGUAAUAUUUAAUUAGGUGAAAGGGACCAUAAUCCUGAUAUCAGGAUCUGAAGUGGUCUGUGAAGCCUGCAAAUUUUCCAGGGACUCAAACUGAAGAAAAGAAUCGAUUAUAUGCGCGAGGUACCUUCUAACUAAAUUGCAUUUCUAUAGCAACAGAUGAACAGACCCUUCUUGCUUAAUGGAGCUGCUCAUCACCUGCUUAGCAGUCGGGAUUUUGGGUACGAUGAGGAGAAAUACCACAGUUUCGGUCUGUCCUUGAUCUCUACAGAGUGACAUAGGGGAGAUUAUGUAUAUGAACACUGUUCAGUAAAAUUUGAAUUAUCAAAGUAUGCACUUAUGCUUGAUCUUUUUGUCUCGAUAGAGCAAUGACUGCAAAAAGGUUCUUUUCGCUC